AUGCUGAUACUCGAGGGUAUCCCGCUGUUCCUGAUCGAAAUGGCUAUAGGACAGAAGAUGAGGCUGGGUUCCCUCGGAGUCUGGAACACUAUACAUCCAUGGCUGGGUGGGAUUGGCAUAUCCAGUUGUGUUGUAACACUGUUUGUGGCGCUGUACUACAAUGUCAUUAUAACUUGGGUCUUCUUCUAUCUAUUUAAUAGUAUUCGGUUAAGCGCUGAUGCCCUACCCUGGGCCCACUGUCCGCAAGACAAUGGCACAGCUGAAGAGGAAUGCUCGAAGACCUCAGCCACUGUCUACUAUUGGUACCGCGAAGCCCUGGACGCGGCUCCGAGCAUCGAUGAUCCAGGGGUGCCGCGCUGGUGGAUCGUUCUCUAUCUUCUAUUGGCUUGGAUUAUUGUAUUCUUUAUCGUGAUGAAGGGCAUACAGAGCAGUGGAAAGGUGGUUUACUUCACAUCCCUCUUCCCCUACGCAGUCUUGACGAUUUUCUUUGUCCGGGGCAUAACUCUUCCGGGGUCGGCUGAUGGUAUUCUUCACAUGUAUAAACCCAAAUUGGGAAAGCUCCUUGAUCCAACUGUAUGGCUAGACGCUGCAACCCAGGUCUUCUAUUCGUUCGGGCUCGCGUUCGGUUCGCUGAUCGCCUUUGGGUCGUACAAUCCGCCGAACAACAACUGCGUGAGGGAUGUGCUGCUCGUAUCUGUGUGCAAUGCCCUCACAGCCAUAUAUGCGUCGGUUGUUAUAUUCAGUAUUCUUGGCUUCAAGGCAUUUACUAUGGUCGAGAAGUGUAUUGGCAAGGAAAUAAAAGUACUAGCCCUUCAUCACAUCGGCGGUUUUACCCUUAACUCCACUCAGGAGUAUUAUGAAGAAUAUUACCCAAGACUUAGCGACAACAUCACUUCGUCUCUCAACCUCACUGGAUGCACGAUGAGUCGACAACUUGACGAGGCGGCAGAAGGAACAGGUCUAGCCUUCAUCGUAUUCACCCAAGCAAUUCUCAAGCUCACUCCAGCGCCCUUCUGGUCAAUUAUCUUCUUCUUGAUGCUUCUGUCACUGGGUCUCGGGAGCCAGAUCGGUAUUAUGGAAGGAAUGCUUUGCACCAUCUUCGAUAUUGACUUCUUUAAGAGAUUUAGCAAGCCCGUUAUCACUGGUUCAGUGUGUACUUUCUGCUUCUUCGUGGGUCUCAUUUUCACAACUGGCGCUGGCGAGUAUUGGCUCAAGAUGUUCGACUCUUUCGCUGGAACAAUAGGAUUGGUAGUCGUCGCUUUGCUGGAAAUGAUAUCUGUUAUCUACAUAUACGGCCAUGAGAAGUUUACCAACGAUAUCUACGAGAUGACUGGGUACCGCCCAGGCGUGUACUGGCAGGUGACCUGGCGCUAUGUUGGUCCCUUCAUCGUGUCCUGCAUUCUUCUGUCCUCACUGAUCUUCAUGCUCAUCAACCCACCGACUUAUGGUGCUUGGAAUGCGGCUGAGGGACGCGUUGAAAAAACCCAAUACCCCAACUGGGUUCUAAUUAUCGCAGUCCUAAUGAUCCUCGCUGGAGUAUUACCGAUUCCCAUUGUGCUGCUGUUACGUCGCUUCCAAUGUCUCUCUCUUGACGUGGAUAUCCAUCAGGGCUCGAUUAGGAGAAUUGAAACCACUGUCUCCACAAAGGAGAUGAUGAGUGACCAGGACGUAAUAUCGCCGGAGUCGGCUCCGCCAGCGCCUGCGCAACUUGUAGCUGACGUCGCUACAAAGUUUACUAUCGGCGACUUUGACUCUUCCGAUUCCGAGCAGGGCGAAGUGCGAGCGUCCGGCACGUGCAACGUCUCGAGUAGUAGUGACGAAGACAUUCCAAAUACAAAAUAUUCCCCUGUUCCCGGUACGAGGUUCGCUUUGAAGCCGAUUGGUCAUAAGCCAACUACGUUCAAAAUGGACGUCGUUGACGAUUGA
Leptosia nina is the source of this 1926-nucleotide messenger RNA. Lineage: Eukaryota; Metazoa; Arthropoda; Insecta; Lepidoptera; Pieridae. The record is from the annotation of a GenBank genome assembly.